Molecule: messenger RNA, 1533 nt
Organism: Folsomia candida
Lineage: Eukaryota; Metazoa; Arthropoda; Collembola; Entomobryomorpha; Isotomidae
Product: putative olfactory receptor 8G3 pseudogene
Exons: 3
Coding region: 850-1533 (227 amino acids)
Biological process (GO): neuropeptide signaling pathway
Cellular component (GO): membrane
Molecular function (GO): neuropeptide receptor activity
Source: RefSeq, a predicted model, not a curated record
GAAUUUAAGAUGGAAAUUGUAUGUGUUCUGGCGAAAUGUAAAGCGCAUUUUGGCCCACACAAACACACAUAUGUCGAAGUAUGUGUGUUCGUAGUGCACAAUAAUGUCGAGACCACUCAUCGGCUUGGAGAAAGAUUAACCCACGGAUGAACGGGCUUGAUGAGCAGGGUGGGCUGAAAAUGUAUGUGGGACGAUGAGAUGCUGCCUCCGGAAAGGACGUGCAGAUCUGGCAAACAGAAAUUCAUUCACUUUCUCCGACUUUCUCCGUCUUUGUCUCAGUUUCCCUUCAACACUGGUUGAGAGAAGAUGCAGGAAAAGUGUUCCCGUCAAUAAACGCAUUCAUCCAUUCUUAUUUCAAAAUACUAUCAGUCAAGAAAGUUGAAAGUUUGAAAGUUAAUUUCUAAAUUGAAACUAAAAUCUUGUAAAGUUAAAGUAAAGUUAUAAAAGGAUAUACCGCUUCAAUUAAAAUAAGUCUUUUAAAAAGAUUAUUACCAAAGAAGAAUAAGCACUAGGGGAAAGCAUUGGUACAAAAAAAAGACAUUGACGUUGGUCAAAAUCUUUAAUCGAAAUCUGGUUUGCUUUUCCAUAUAAAAUCGUAGCCGUUACAUGUACAGUUUAAAGUCAAAAGUGUAUACUCGUUGAAAAUUUUUGUUACCAACAUAUUUCGUGACUUAUGUUCUUUUUUUAAAUUUUGGCCACAUUAAGAACAGGAUUGUUUGUACAGACAUGUUCCAGUUCGCGUAAUCUAAGACACGAGGGAAUUCUAGACAGUUUGGAAAAUCGAAUAAAUUUUAAGGAUGUACAAACACUAUGUUUGCGGAUUGUUAAUGCUUUGAAGAUUGACAAAAAAUGGUUGAUUCUGCAACCCUUCCAUUGAAAUCUGAUGAUGUGCCUCAACCUCCCGUUUUUCGACAUCUCCACACAGAUUAUAUUUCCGAGAGGUUUCAGCAAAGUGGGCACAUUUCACAGGAUAAUUGGUUUAGUGACUAUAUGAGAACCACACUGCACCACAAUUUCAACGACAGUGAGGAUUAUUUGAACUUUCUCGAGGCAUUCUUGACUCUGAAGAAUGCCACGAAUUCUGAAGGGAUCGGGAUUGAAUACCCGGAUUUUACGCAGAUUCACGCUGUGCGGGCAACUUUCAUCAUUUCGUUCGCCGCCGUUUGCCUUAUCGCCAUCAUAGGAAACCUGUUCGUCUGUCUCACUGUCUACAAGAACAAGGCGAUGCACACUCCAGUCAACUACUACAUUGUCAAUUUGAGCGUGUGCGAUUUUCUGGUGGGUGCGGUCGUCCUGCCGGUGAAGCUGAAACUCCAUGCCGACGGAAGUGAAACGAAUUUGUUACGAAUGGACAGUGGAAAGUUGACGAAAGAAAAAAUAAUAAUCUCAAUUAACAAUUCUCAUGCCUUAAUUGCUAUUUGUCACAUUCAGUUUGGCGACCCACUUGUCUCACUCAUUUCUGCCAGUCCAAACUGCUACUGGCACAUCGCCAUUGGCAUUGUUUUGAAACUGGCACCCACCUGGCUAAAUUGA